CGGCGGGAGGAGAGAGGAGUCGGCAGUCUACCGGCGCGCGGGACCGAGGCCGCACAUCGCGCUGCGCACAGCCCACAGCUGUCAAACUACCGUAACACACUGUGAUAAAAACAAACAGCCACCUUAUAAUUACAAAACCACAAUACCAGUUUAACCGUACAAAUUCAACCAUUGUUCUGCAUUUAUUUUGUUAAUAUUUAACAAAUCAUGUGACGAUAGUUUAUGGACCGAAGCAUCGUCGGCGAAUUCGUAGUAAAACCUAACAAGUGGUCAUCGGACUUUAGCAACACAAGUUUUUUUUGUGACGUUUUUGGACGGCUGUCAAAGUUAAUGGUGCCGUUAAAAUAUUUCGUGUAAACAACCAUAGUUAAAUCAAAAUUCUAUGAAGUUGUCUCCCUAAUACAGUUAAAAUGGACUCUAAAGUAAUAUUGAAGGAGACAAACCCACAUGAUAAGGCUAACGUCAUAUCGAAGAUAUUCUUAUUAUGGAGCUUCAAGCUAUUCCACCGAGGGUACAAGCGUGGUUUAACAGUAGACGACCUGUCAAAGGCCCGUGACAAUGACCAGUCCACUCGGCUGGGUGACCGGUUGGAAGCGGCGUGGCAGCGCGAGGUGGACACUGCCAAGCGGGAGGGAGGCAAGCCCUCGCUGUCCAAGGCCAUCGUGCGCACCUUCUGGGUGGAGUACAUGAUGCUUGGCUUCUUCGUCGGGUUGCUAUUUAUCGUAUUAUGGCCUCUAUUACCGUACACACUAGGAUUAUUCAUAGGUUACUUCUCCGGCGAAAAAAAUGCGGAGACAUACAAAUAUGCUCACAUUUAUAAUUUCGCAAUGAAUAUGAUCAGCAUCAGUACGUCCAUGAUUCUGAACCACCUCUACCUGUCACAAGGAUGCGUAGGCAUGAGGAUACGGGUAGCCUGCUGCUCGCUCAUGUAUAGAAAAGUAUUAAAGCUGGACCGGAUCGGACUGAGCAAGACGGAGCCGGGGCAGGUGAUCAACCUGAUGUCGAACGACGUGAACCGCUUCGACCUGGUGAUGCUGUUCCUGCACUACAUCUGGGUGAUGCCGAUAGUGGUGCCGGUAGUCUGCUACCUGGUCUGGCAGCGGAUACAGUGGGCCACGUUUGCUGCGCUCGUUGUUAUCUUCGUCCAGACUGUCGCCAUUCAAGCGUACCUCAGCAACCGACAGGGAGUGCUCCGCGGCAAGAUCGCGAGACGAACAGACGAGCGAGUGAAGGUCAUGAGUGAGCUGGUCAACGGAGUGCAGGUCAUCAAGAUGUACGCCUGGGAGAGACCCUUCGAGAAACUCGUCGAGAAACUGCGCAAAAUGGAGGUGCAUUUUAUAUUCCGCACUUCGAUGAUAAAGGGCUUCUCGACUGCCCUGUCGGUAUUCACGGAGCGAUUCAUGUUAUACACGGCGGUCGUCACCUUCGUCCUGAUUGGUGGAGACAUUCGGUCCGAGAUCACCUACUCCCUGGUGCAGUACUUCAACCUGCUGCAGCUGGCCUGCAAUAUAUUUUUCCCGCUCGCACUCGCCUACCUAGCAGAGACGAAAGUCACAAUCAGACGACUCGAGGAAUUCCUUAUGCUUGAAGAGCUGCCGACUGCAAAGGCUUUAGAAGCAUAUGGCAAAGACAUCUUAUCUUUAGGCAAUGGAGACACGGAGAAGUUGAAGAUGGAGAAAGUAAGGCCCAACUACACUGGUUUGGUGCUAAACGGUCUUUGUGCUAGUUGGGACCCCAGUCCUAUUGUGGACACUCUGAGGAACCUCAAGUUCAGCGCCAAGCCCGGAGAAUUCGUCGGUGUGGCUGGGCCAGUCGGCGCUGGAAAGUCGUCCCUGCUACAAGUGAUCCUGGGCGAGCUGCCGGUGUCGCGCGGCACGCUGUCGCUGGGCGGCGCGCGCGUGGCGUACGCGAGCCAGGAGCCCUGGCUCUUCGUGGCCACCGUGCGGCAGAACAUCCUCUUCGGACUGCCCUAUGACCGAGUGCGCUACAAGAAGGUGGUGCACGCGUGUGCCCUGACUCGUGACUUCGAGAUAUGGCCGGCGGGAGACUCCACGCUGGUGGGCGAGCGCGGGGUCAGCCUCAGCGGCGGGCAGCGCGCGCGCAUCGGACUCGCAAGGGCCUGCUAUAGAGAGGCAGAAAUCUAUCUUUUGGACGACCCGCUGUCAGCGGUGGACACUCACGUGGGCAAGCACAUGGUGACGGAGUGCAUCCAGGGGCUGCUGCGGAACAGCACCGUCAUCCUCGUCACGCACCAGCUGCACCAUCUCCGCGCCGCCGACAACAUCGUCGUCUUGAGGAAUGGUGAGAUCGAGACGCAGGGCAAGUUCGAGCACGUGUCCAGCUCGCCGCUGUUCAACGAGCUGCUGGAGGAGGAGGACGAGCCGGAGAAGCCCUCGGAGGCCAAGAUCCAGCGGCAGCGCACCAUCUCUGUGCAGUCGAAGACCAGUGUGAGCACUGUGAACGACGGCAAGGCAAACGACGACGAAGAUGACGAUCAAAAUGAAACUGACGAACUUAUGGAACAAGGUCGUGUGUCGGGCUCGGUGUACAAGGACUACUUCAAGGCGGGCGGCGGCUGGGCCACGCUCUCCUUCACGCUUAUUGCCGUCAUCGCCGCGCAGGUCGUCACGUCCGCCAGCGACCUCUGGCUCACUUACUGGAUGAACACAGUAGAAGAUCGUGUAAAAGUAUUAGCUUUAAAUGAAGAAACAUCGAAUUUCACCAGAUCAAGUAACAUUACGGAUGAAUUGACAACAGUUCUACCAGAGACCACCCUAGAUGUUAACUCAAGUUUAACUGAGCCGAAUAUGACUGUGAUCGGGACCAUGGUUAAAACUGCUUUGGCGAUGACAAAUCUAACCAGAUUGGGGGACGACGGUCAAAUUGACCAUCCCUACUUUAUUUACAUAUGGGGCGUUUUCAUUUUUGGAUGCAUUGUGCUUACGACUGGAAGAUCUAUCCACUUCCUGUGGGUGUGCAUGCGCAGCUCAAUCAACCUCCACAACAAAAUGUUCAGUGACAUCCUGCACGCCACCAUGCGUUUCUUUGACACCAACCCCUCGGGACGUAUCCUGAAUAGAUUCUCCAAGGACAUGGGAAUCAUUGAUGAAAUUCUACCCAGGAUGUACUUGGACAGUAUUCAAAUCUUCAUGGUGAUGAUGGGUAUUCUAGUAAUGGUUGCCAUCGUGAAUCCAUACAUGAUGCUGACUACCUGCGCUUGUGGUGCCUGCAUGUAUGUGUGGACAUUGCUUUACCUGAACACGGCACAGGCUAUCAAAAGAGUGGAGGGCGUUACCCGUAGCCCGGUGUUCUCUCACGUGUCUGCGAGCAUGGCGGGGCUGGGCACGGUGCGCGCGUGCGGCGCCGAGGCCAUGCUGCGCCGCCAGUUCGACGAGAAGCAAGACGUGCAUACUGCCGCAUGGUACCUGACGUUAGUUACCAACGCCGCAUUUUCAAUUUGGCUGUGUUUAAUGUCUGCAGUCUACGUAGUCAUCGUGGCCUACACCUUCCUUUUGUUGGAUAAUGAAUCGACCAAGUCUGGUGACGUAGGCCUAGCCCUCAGUCAGGGUCUGAUUCUGGUUAAUAUGGUCCAAUACGGAAUCAAGCAAGCCACUGAAGUGAUAUCGCAGAUGACGAGCGUGGAACGUAUCAUGCAGUUCACGAAGUUGCCUCAGGAGCAGGUCGAGGGGCCGUCGCCGCCGCCUGCUUGGCCUAAGAAGGCCAAACUUGUGUUCAAGGAUCUCUACCUCCGAUACGACCAAGACUCCGACCCAGUGCUUAAGAACCUUAAUAUUGUUAUUGAGAGUGGAUGGAAGGUGGGCGUGGUCGGUCGUACGGGCGCCGGCAAGUCGUCGCUGAUCUCUGCUCUGUUCCGUCUGGCGCCGCUGGAAGGGCAGGUGCUCAUUGACGACGUCGACACGGGCAAGAUCGCACUCAAAGACUUGCGCUCAAAGAUCGCUAUCAUUCCUCAAGAACCGGUGCUAUUUUCGGCUAGUUUACGUUACAACUUAGAUCCGUUUGAGAAGUAUUCAGAUGCUGAUAUCUGGAAGGCUCUAGAACAAGUGGAGCUAAAGAACUUGGUAACGUCAUUAUCGUCGGCGGUGCAGUCCGGUGGUACUAACUUCAGCUGCGGGCAGCGGCAGUUGCUCUGCCUGGCGCGCGCCGCGCUCGCACGGAACAAGCUGCUCGUGCUGGACGAGGCCACCGCUAAUGUUGACCCUAACACUGACGCGUUGAUCCAGAAGACAAUCCGAACCUGUUUCGCGGACUGCACCGUUCUCACCGUCGCUCACCGGCUGCACACCGUUGCCGACUCCGAUAGAGUUAUUGUUAUGGAUGCUGGUCAAAUCAUCGAGAUUGGACACCCACACGAGUUGCUUCAGAACGCGGAGGGUUCGUUCAGCGGCAUGGUGAAGCAGCUGAGCCCCGCGGCCGAGCAGAGCCUGCGGGACUCCGCCGCCCGCGCGCAUGCGCAACACAUUCGCUACGUUGACGAGGAACAACAUUAGCUAGAAAACUAAUAAAAUAGAACAUUUCUUGCAUGUAAAUAAUUUUAUGUGGCAUUUUACUUAGAUAAUGCAUUUCUCGUUUAACUUCUGACGGGUCGAUUAAAUCGAUAAAAACGAUACUUUGUAUACUUAAACCAAAUCAAAUUUACCCCAGUUAUUGGGAGUUGGUACUUAGGUUAAAGGAAUUACUUACCUAUUUUUAUAAUUAUUAGUUUACUUUAAUUAGGUACCAAUUAAUUUGAUUUAUUUAUUAAUUUGUAAUAUCGGCCGCUUUAGGUCUAUGUAUAAUAUAAUUUAAUUCUGUGAAUACUAUUUAUAUAAAAUAUUAUAUGCUAAGUCUUAAGUAGCUAGUUCAACGAAUUUACUUCACAAACUUGAUAUACUUAAGCCCAUUUACUUAUUUAUUGUACUUAUAAAACAUUCCUGAUACUUAAUUGAAACAAUAUCUGUAAUAUGAUGUGCCUAUAAAAAGUUAUACCUAUAAAAAUAUUUUAUUAAAGUGCUCUUGUUAAAUUCUUAACUUUUGCAGUUAAGCAAGCGGAGUUAUUUCAGAACCAAUCCUAUCUUAACUUUUGGAUUGUCUUUCUGUUCGAGAUUUAAUAUAAAUUCAUGGUUUCUGGCUCAAAUCAGUGGAAUUUAUAUACACACGUGUGUACACUUGGCCUUAAAUGCAAAUUUGUAGAGUAGACGAAUAAAUUGUUGGUUUUUAUA
Messenger RNA from Plutella xylostella (diamondback moth), 5219 nucleotides. Its product is annotated as ATP-binding cassette subfamily C member 4. The record is from RefSeq and is a predicted model, not a curated record. Gene Ontology annotation, biological process: transmembrane transport. Gene Ontology annotation, cellular component: membrane. Gene Ontology annotation, molecular function: ATP binding; ABC-type transporter activity; ATP hydrolysis activity. NCBI's taxonomy places the organism in Eukaryota, Metazoa, Arthropoda, Insecta, Lepidoptera, Plutellidae.